AUGGCCGACCCCUCACCUCCCACCACAAGCACCGACACCAGCGCCCGGGCAGCGGCCCAUCAACCACUCCCUUCAGCCACAACCCCCAAAUCCUACACCUACUACCACGCCGGCCCCCUCUUCACCCUAGGCGACCUCAGCACCAACAUCGCCCUCUCCACCCUGAUCUCCACCUGCUCCUCAGCCUCCCAAAAGUUCACCCCCAUCCUCCCCCAAGACCUCGAGGCCCGCGACGCCACCCCGCACUCGAUCCGCGACCAGGACCUGCGCGCUCUACUCAGCUGCGACGCCGCGCUGUUCGUGUACGACGGCGCGGAACUCGAUGCCGGCACCGUCGUGGAGUACGUGUACGCGAAGGCGGCGGACGUGCCGUGCGUGAUUCUCAGGACGGAUUUUAGGGGUGGGGGGGAUCAGGGGGAUGAUGUUGGCGGCGGCGGCGAUGGGGUAGAAGCAGAUGGGAAAGGGAAGGGGAAGGGGGAGACGGAUAAGUGGAAUUUGAUGAGUAGUAAUUGGCCGAGGACGAAGGCGGUGCGGGUGGAUAGUAUGGCGGGGUAUAAACAUGGGUUGGCGCGGGAGGGUGGGAGUGUGAAGGGGAAUGUGAGGGUGGUGGAAGGGAUGUUGCGCGAGACGGCCGAGAUGGUGGUGAGGGCGAUGGAGGAGGUGGUGGCGUUGCCGCCGAGGCUGCCGCGGGAGUUGAGGGCGCAUGUGUAUGAGUGGUUGGCGCUGAUGCCGGGGCUGAGGGAUGGGGGAGAUGGGGAGAAUGUGAGGUGGGCGAGGGGGGUGUUGGAGGGGAAGGUUGAGAAGGGGCUGUUAUGA
Cyphellophora europaea CBS 101466 is the source of this 816-nucleotide messenger RNA. RefSeq lists its product as uncharacterized. Bases 1 to 816 code for a protein of 271 amino acids. The transcript has a single exon. The record is from RefSeq and is a predicted model, not a curated record. NCBI's taxonomy places the organism in Eukaryota, Fungi, Ascomycota, Eurotiomycetes, Chaetothyriales, Cyphellophoraceae.